Suillus paluster is the source of this 2182-nucleotide messenger RNA. Its product is annotated as magnesium transporter NIPA-domain-containing protein. NCBI's taxonomy places the organism in Eukaryota, Fungi, Basidiomycota, Agaricomycetes, Boletales, Suillaceae. The coding region runs from base 62 to 1993 and encodes 643 amino acids. Gene Ontology annotation, biological process: magnesium ion transport. Gene Ontology annotation, molecular function: magnesium ion transmembrane transporter activity. The record is from RefSeq and is a predicted model, not a curated record. Gene Ontology annotation, cellular component: membrane. The transcript is spliced from 15 exons.
AUCGCAACUCAAGAAUAACUACAAAACCGUUGGCCCCCCUGCUGCGGGCUUCAUCACGACCAUGUCCACCACAUCGCUGGCUUCGUCCUCGACCUCGUCGGGGAUGUCCUCCGCCUCUGCCUCUGCUUCUGGUUCAAGCACUACCUUCCAAUUACCGUCAAGCCUCAAAGUCAUCGGAAUAGUACUCGCAGUCUUGAGUGGCCUAUUGAUUGGCUCUAGUUUCGUCUUCAAGAAAAAGGGUUUGUUGCGCUCGCAGGCCGGGCACGCAGCAGGCGAAGGUGUCGCAUACCUCAAAUCUCCAUUGUGGUGGAUAGGCAUGACAAUGAUGAUAUGUGGAGAAUUGUGUAAUUUUGUUGCAUACGCGUUUGUCGAAGCGCUUGUUGUGACUCCUAUGGGUGCACUAUCUGUUGUAAUAUGCGCCAUACUAUCUUCCAUUUUUCUCAAGGAGAAACUCACCUUUUUUGGAUGGCUGGGUUGUGCCCUCUGUAUUAUCGGUUCCACUAUCAUUGCUCUCAACGGCCCACAGGAGCAAACACCUGGUGAAAUAGAGCAGUUUAAGAAACUCUUCCUUGCGCCUGGUUUCCUCGGGUACAUAGCUGCCCUGUUUACUAUCGCCUUCUCUAUUAUCUUUUACUUUGGACCUAAAUAUGGCAAGAACAGCAUGCUCUGGUAUAUCACUGUAUGCAGCACCAUCGGUGGCAUCAGUGUGAGUGUCACGACAGGGCUCGGUGCAGCCAUAGUCACCAGUGUGAUGGGAGUCAACCAGUUCAAAAACUGGUUUAUCUACUUUUUGAUCGCUUUUGUGGCGACAACACUACUAACGGAAAUUUAUUACCUGAAUAUUGCGCUUGCACUAUUCAAUACUGCUAUGGUAACGCCCACGUACUACGUUUUAUUUUCAUUUUUUUCAAUGGUCACAACCAUCGUCCUCUUUCAAGGACUCAGCGCUCCUGUCUCUCAAAUUCUCACGCUUGUAUUGGCCUUCCUUACAAUAUGUGUCGGCAUCACCAUCCUCCAAAUGUCCAAGAUCGACCCUGCACAACUCUCCAAACUUGACAGGCGGUCUACUAUGCUCCUCGAAGCCGCGCGCGCAAAAACAGAGGACGCCGAGGAGAAGGGCAUUGCCGGGAUGGAAGAUCCCGGCAUUGAGGCGCUUCGCGGCUCGUUCGGUACCAUGAGCAGCAUCAUCCGUGCCCGCUCAGCACGGAGAGUGAGCCAAUCAAGCAGGCACACGGCCUCCACCCUCCGGGGGCGUUCAGACGGCCUACCUUCCACGCACUGGCAACAGCAAGAUGCAAAUCACGCAUAUGAUGGAUUGACACGUCAUCAGCUCUAUGAUGCCCCUGUACCGCGGGUAUCCGACCCAGAUCGCGCGUCGUCGUUUUCAUCUAGAUCGACGACGCCGUAUAGCCCGCGGAAAACCGCCAUCAAAUUCGGAUCGCAAGAUCUCGUGCAUUCGUACCGCCCCCCAGGUAGCGGGGAUGCGGACGCCAUUCAUGAGCAUAGGAAUGUCGUACACUCCACACCGCCAGUACAGACUGACGAUUCGUUUGUGUACCCUCCGCCACCAAACAACGACGUUUCGUCCACACCUGGUGGUUCGCAAUCGCUAACCAUACCGCCGCGUGCAAACGAUGAGCCACCUGCACCCACCGUGUCAACGAUGUAUCACGGCCCAACAAUCAGUGAUCCCUUUGAUACCCCGACGACCCCCACCAUGACCGCAUUCCCCUCGUCGUCCGACUUGCUGACAGAUAAAUAUCCUCCGCAAAACUACGACAGUCAGGAGGAUGUACGCCCCGCGGAGCGCACACGACGAAGCUCUUCGACGGGCCAGUCGCGACGAUACCCAAGAGGUGUUGAUGAUGCAGAGGAGAGUAUAAGUCUGUGGGAGCGGACCUCGCCUGUUCAUGAGAUGUACGAGCAAGAGGAGCCGUCGCCGCCAGUUCAGGGAAUUCGGCUGGUGAAACCUAGUUCUAAGACAUGGCUGUGAUGAAGGGGGUGUACGAUCAGAUAUGGACUAGAUUUUUUCUGAAUGUAGUAGACAACAGGGACUACUGGUGUUGUAUCUAUUUUUGACGAGCGGACAUUGCACUCGCUGCAUGCCUCAAGCUGAGAAUGGCAUGAGCUGAUUUUACUUCUACCAGGAUAUGGUGCGAUAAGAGAACACGCGCGAUAGGGA